Messenger RNA from Thelazia callipaeda (thelaziosis nematode), 3711 nucleotides. Lineage: Eukaryota; Metazoa; Nematoda; Chromadorea; Rhabditida; Thelaziidae. The record is from the annotation of a GenBank genome assembly.
AUGUCUUCUAUUGCUACCGAUGAAGAUAUUGUUGAUCGUUGGAUUGAAAUUGAUGAUUCGAUCAGUGUACCAGAACAAACUCUCGAUGAAAUUCUAGCUGAUAAGAUCUUAGACUUGGAUGAUGAAUUCUUGAGCGGAUUAGAUGAAGAAGAAUCACUCAUCGUUUCUUCGCACCAAACUGCAUCCACAGCAUUGCUUCAUUCUUACAAACUUGAUUCUCCUCUCCACGUCACGAAAUUAGGCUCACCCAUUUCAGAAUCCAUCUCAUAUCAGUUAAAGGCACAAUGUGAUCAUAACAUCGGAGGUCAUGCUAAGGCUCUAGCGGUCUCUAAUAAUAAUAUUGCCGUUGGAACUAGCCGAGGAUUGGUUUUAAUUUUCAGUCGUGAGACCCAAAAGCUAGUUCAUUCUGUAACAGCAGAUGGAUUUCCAGUAUCAUGCCUUGACUUCAACCAAACGGGCACACUUCUUGCUAUGGGUUAUAGCUCUGGUUCAUUGCGCAUAUUUGAUGUUGCUGUAGGUAAAGUGAUUGAUGACGUCAGUGAUUUAGCUCAAUCUGGGCAAGGACUAUUACAAAUAUUAUUCUCUGCCAGUGGCAGAAAACUUGCUUGUUUGGAUAGUGGAGGUUCCGUUUAUGAAUUGAGGUUGUCAGGAGCAGUUCUUUCACGAAGAAUACACUGCGUUUUUUCAGGGUGUCAUGGAGAAGUUGUUUAUUUGAAAAUGUUGGAUAAUGGUCGCAUCUUAGCCCUUUUAUCACUGAAGAAACUCUUUCUAGUUAGUAUAAAAGAGAUGCGUCUAUUGUACUCGAUUAUUCUUAAUGGACCUACUAAUCUGCCACCUUUGAUUGACGCACAAGCAGUAACGGUCAAAGGAAAUUCAGCUGUUAAAACUGCUGCGUUCUUUUUGGCUCGAGGAUCGAAAAUUGAAUUUUACUAUAUACACGGUUCAUCUCCAAAUUUGAAAGUCAUUCGUUAUCGAGUAUUAUCUUUGGAUUACGACUUGAUAAAUUUGAAAUGGGUAGAGCAGUAUUACUUGAUAGCCAUAGAUGCUAGUGAAAGAGUUCAUGUGAUUGACCCUGUGCAAAGCGAUAUUGCGAUGGAAGAUAUUUGUGAUGUUCAUUUAUCAUAUGGCACUGCUGAUUUUAAGGGUUUGUCAACAGGUGGUAAUGUAAGCGCCGCACUAGCUUACUUGGCUUAUUCAGUUUGUUACCAGUCCAUGUAUCAUAUAAAAAAUGAUACAUUUAUCUUAGGCGAAACAUCUGUUUACUUAAUUUCUGUAAGUGAUCAAGUAGCGCAAUUGGAGGCUUUAAUUGAUCGAGGAGAAGUAGUGUCUGCUGUGCUGUUCGCUCUUGACUUGUUUUCUGGAAAAAUUGUGAGCAAAUCAAAACAGGGAUAUUUGAAACAUGUCGUUUCUUCCCGAAUUCCUGGUCUCAUUAAUUCACUUUUGGCCUUCACUACAUCGGGUGUAGAAAAUGGUAAAGUGGUGCAACUUGUCGAUCAUUACAAAAAACAUAUUCAGUUACUUAUACGGGCAUGUAUCAUUACUGGUCAGUUAGAACUAUUAUAUAAUACAGUAUAUGACUGCUUGGAAAAAGAUGCUCUUUCAAAAGCUAUAUUUUUUGAAAAUAUUGAUGAAGUUUCUGAUUAUUUCCGUUAUCUUGUCACAGAAGGUAAUCUAAACCAAUUCGAAGCAGCAGUAGUACGUAUACCAGUUGAAAAACAGGACAUUCACUUUGUGAUGACUAAUUGUAAAAAAUAUGAACUUUAUGACGGUGUUAUAUAUGUUUAUAAUAAAGCUAUAUCGGAUUACAUUGGACCGUUGGAGGAAAUGUUGGAUAAUGUUGCUACAUUUGUUAAUUAUGAAGUAAUAUCAGACUGCAAUAUAGCAGUGGGAAAUAAGCUGUUACUUUAUAUUCAGUGUUGUCUUUCGGGUAUAGCUUAUCCAAUUGGGUCGCUGCCAGAAGAAGUAGCUAAAACUCUUCCACUUCAAGUGUAUCGUUGUUUAAUUUCUUACAAAGGCAAAAACGGGACUUCAUGUUCUAUUACGUAUCCUUAUUUACGUGUACUUAUCCGUUUUGAUGCUGUACAGUUUUUCAAUGUAAUCCUGACGUGUUCAGACUGCAAUAUUUUUAAGUCAGAAGAGGGAAGGUUGCAGCGCAUUGUAGAGGUCAUAUAUAAGAUAAUCGACUCAAUGGAUCGAAAUGCAGUACUUUUUGUUAAUUAUUUCACUCUCGUCGCAUAUCUGUUGCAGAAAAAAACAAUUAUUCCAUCUUUGGAAAUAAUUAAUGAGUUGAUUGAAAUGGUGUUGUCGUUUGGUGAAUCCGUUCAGCGAAUUGCAGAAGCAGAGAGAUGUAUUGUAGAAGUUAUGAGAAUUGUAAGUGGUCUUGAUGAAGAGAAAAUACUUCGACAAGCCAGAAAAUUACCCCAUUUACAGGUUUGUUCAUACAUAUAUACAAGCAGAAGAGAUUUCAUUAAUUUGGUCGAAUGCUAUUUAAGUGAUCCAGUGAAUGCGAUGUUGAUUUUUCCUGUGAUCAGGACGUUGAUUUUAGAAUUGCAAGGCAAUGAUUUGUCAGAAUUUCGCUUGUUUUUGCAAAAUUCCUUAGUGAGAUUUAACAAGAUUGACUGUUUUCAAACAGCUGAACUUGUUCUUGAUCACUUUAUGGAAUGGUUAUCACAGGAGACAUUGGAAAACAGUGAUGAAAUUUUGCUCUAUUAUUUCUGUUUCAUGGCAAGGCGUGAACGAGGAUAUCGCACUCUAACUGGCUCUGAUGAACGUGAUGAGCAACUUCUAGCUCUUGCUGUGAAAGGGGUUGUAUUACAUCAUUCAUUUGACGAUUUAGAUGUGCAGUUGUGCGAAUUUUUGCGUUAUUGGCUAAAAAUUUCUUCGAGAACUGAUCGGUGUUUGAAUUAUGCAGUGAAAAGUAAACUCAUUCUAUCAAGUGUUUUACUUCUAGAAGCUAGAAGACUUGUUGGAAGAGCUUUUGAACUGCUUAAUUCUGAGCUCGAAACGUUAUGGGGAAAAGAUUUAGAACUUUCUUCUAAAUAUGUGUACGAAACGAUUCGUUUGGCUUGCAUUUAUCAUGAAGAAGUUCAAAAAGGAAAUUGGUUGUUUAAGAUUUUGGACAGAAUUCUUUCCCUUUCAGAAACAGAAUUUCACGAAGGAUCAUGUAUAAUGGAAAUGCUGAACAGUGUAAUUGCUGCUGUAAUGGCAAGUGGAAGCAGUGAUGCUGAACGAUUAGUUGAUGCUUUAUUUGCUCAUCCAGCAUUUCGGUAUGCAACAUAUGCAAAAUUUCGUUCUCUAAUUACAUCCAUGUUCGCGUUAUGUCAGUAUGAAGAAGUGCUGUUAAAAGAAACUGUGCAAUGCAUAGAAGAAGAAACUAUCCAAAUGUUGAACGAUUUAAAGUUGCAAUCAACACGUCGUUAUGCCAGUCUAAUUUCCUCGAAUAUAUGUGUUAGUUGUCGAAAUUCAGGCAACAAGUCAUCAUAUUUAUACAAGUGUCGACACAUGGUUCAUAUUGAAUGUGCUUCUCAUAACGAUGUGCGAUAUUGUUUAUGUCAAGAAAAUGCCUUCAGCUAUCAGAAUGUUGAAGACAAUUUGAAACGAGCCUCUAGUCGAAUGCUUCGGAAGACAGAGAAAGUAGAUUUAUUUUCAGAAGACUCUCUGAAAUUAAUGCUCGGUCCAAGCAGAUUAGAGUAUUAUAAUUCAUCACUUUGA